Acanthopagrus latus (yellowfin seabream) is the source of this 3545-nucleotide messenger RNA. RefSeq names its product protein-tyrosine kinase 2-beta-like. The record is from RefSeq and is a predicted model, not a curated record. Gene Ontology annotation, molecular function: protein tyrosine kinase activity; ATP binding. Gene Ontology annotation, cellular component: focal adhesion; cytoskeleton. NCBI's taxonomy places the organism in Eukaryota, Metazoa, Chordata, Actinopteri, Spariformes, Sparidae. Bases 420 to 3257 code for a protein of 945 amino acids. The transcript has 30 exons. Gene Ontology annotation, biological process: protein phosphorylation; signal complex assembly.
CAGAUAUGUUCAAGCCCAAACUUUAAACAGAGGCAUAAAGAGGCAGAAACAGCAGAGCCAAAUAAUGUCCCACCAUUGCUCCCAUCAAAGAGAAGAAAUAAAUGACGAAGAAAAGCAGUAUAGAAAGAAAGAAUUGGACCGAGCCAGAGAGAAAACUAGGAUAAAUAUCAGAGCAUCAUUUCAGUGGUGGAGGGAGCUGCAGGGUGUUAGCGUCUUUUCUGCUGUACAAUGUAGACUCAGCGCAUCCCAUCAUGUGUGUGUUUCCUGUGACCGUGUGUGUGUGAGAGGAAAGACAGUGAGAUGGUGUGUUCAGGCGCAACAGCAAUGUAUGUCUGUUCGCAGUAGCGUACGUGCUUGUGUGUGUGUGUGUGUGUGUGUCUGGGUGUGCAUGUGUUGAGAGUGAGUGUGAUGCUUGAGUGAUGUCGGGAGACACCAGCAGCCUGUCCAUGAGGAGCAUGUCUCCGACCAGCCAGUCAGACUCCUCGGAUCUGUCUCCCACGACACAUGUCACCAGGGACGGCCUCUUCCAGGUGAAGAUCAUCAAAGUGUGUUUCCUCAGCAACAGCUCCAACCUGGGCAAGAACUUCAAACUGGUCCGCUGUGAGGAAGGCUGGACCGUCAGGGAUGUGAUGAAUGUGGUGCUGACCAGCGGCUGUGUGGGUCCAGAUAUAACACACAGCCCCUGCUAUGGCCUCCUGCUCAAACACCUCAAGUCAUCUGAGAUACACUGGCUGCACCCGGACCUGACUGUGUCCGAACUCACCCAGCGCUAUGAGCAGCAGCACCUCGAGGCUGAGUGGAGAUACGAUCUGAGGAUCAGAUACAUCCCAUCAGACUUCAUUGAGAAAUUCAAAGAUGACAGAACCACUAUGCUCUAUUUUUACCUGCAGGUACGAAGUGAUUACAUGCAACAGUAUGCCUCAAAAGUCAGUGAUGGGAUGGCUCUACAGCUCGGUUGUCUGGAAAUAAGGAGAUUCUACAAAGACAUGAAUCCAAAUGGCCUGGAGAAAAAGUCCAACUUUGAACUGUUAGAGAAGGAUGUGGGGCUGGACCUUUUCUUCCCCAGAGAGCUGAUCAACAGCAUGAAGCCUAAGCAGCUGCGUAAGCUGAUCCAGCAGACGUUCCAGGGCUACUCCACUCUGAACCAGGAUCAGUGCAUAAACAGGUUCUUCACGACUCUGGCUCAAUGCUACAGCUACACACAGGAGACCUUCGCAUGCCAGCUGGUGCAUAGUUGGAAUCUAACUAUAGACCUGGUGAUCGGCCCUGAAGGAAUCAGUCAGCAAACUGAAAACUCCACAUCCAUCUGUUUGGCCACGUUCCCUCAGGUGCGCAGUAUCUCCUGCUCUGCUGAGAGUGACGGUCGAGCUCUGCUCAUUGUCAACAUAGAGGGGGCCAAACAGUCGCUGUCAGUGAGCACCUCCUCCCUGGCGGUGGCAGAAAACAUGGCCGACCUGAUUGAUGGCUACUGUCGGCUGGAAGGCAGCUCUGAGAGCUCGCUCAUUAUUCGGCCUAACAAAGGAAGAGACACAAGACUGAAACUGCCAGACAUCCCACAACGUGAUGGUCCAACUGGUCCUGAUAGACGUCUGAGUUCGGAUAUCUAUGCUGAGAUUCCAGAGAGCACAGCAGCUGAGAAGCACAGAAUAUCCAGAGAUGACAUCGCUGUGGGUCGGAUCCUGGGUGAAGGAUUCUUCGGAGAGGUUCACAACGGAGUUUACAAAAGCCCGACGGGCGAAAGGAUCUCUGUGGCCAUCAAAACAUGUAAGGACUGUUCAGCUGACGUAAAGGAGAAGUUUCUCAGUGAAGCCAGCUUGAUGAAGAACUUGGAUCAUCCCCACAUUGUGCGUCUAAUCGGAGUCAUUGAGGUGGAUCCCGUCUGGAUAGUCAUGGAGCUUUAUGAACACGGAGAGCUGGGGAACUAUCUCGUGGAGCGGCAGUACAUCUUGUCCACUGCGGUGUUAAUACUGUACUGUGUACAGAUCUGCAAAGCCUUGGCUUACCUGGAGGGGCUUAACAUGGUGCACAGAGAUAUUGCAGUGAGAAACGUCCUGGUGGCGUCUCCCGAUUGUGUCAAGCUCGGUGACUUUGGCCUCUCUCGCUACGUUGACGAACAAGAAUAUUAUAAAGCCUCAGUUAGUCGGUUACCAAUCAAAUGGAUGGCACCUGAGUCCAUCAACUUCAGGCGCUUCACCACAGCCAGUGACGUAUGGAUGUUUGGUGUGUGUGUGUGGGAGAUCUUCUCGAUGGCCCAGCAGCCAUUCUCCUGGUUGGAGAAUGGCCAGGUGGUCAAUCAUUUAGAGUUGGGAGUUCGACUCCCGAAACCGCAGCUCUGCCCGCCCACCAUCUACUCCCUGCUCACUCGCUGCUGGACCUACGAGCCACGUGGCCGCCCUGGCUUCAGCCAACUCGUCUGCUCCCUGAGCGAGAUCCACAAGAUGGAGUUGGAGCUGGAGGCAGGUGUGAGGCAAGACAAGUCACGGCCUGUUUCAUCAAUAUUUAGCCCUACCCACACAGAGCCUCCACCCAAGCCAUCCAGAAUACAAGGCAGCACCCUUCCUCGGGUCCUGUCCAGACAGGGAUCAGCCCCGGAUUGCAGGCCAUUAUGGGAGCAGGAGAGAGCACAGGUGGAGGACACUUUACAUAGACAAAGAAGGGAGAUGCUCAUGGAUAAACAGUGGCUCGAGCAGGAGGAGAGACAACUGGAUCCCGUUGUGCGACAGGAUUCACUCAAGAAGCGUCCUGAAAAAAGCCCAGAAAAUGGUCCUCCAGAAAAGCCUCCGAUGCCUCCCACAGUCUCACAGCCCACAGCUGAGCUGGACCGAUCAGGGGAUCAUGUUUACACCGGCGUCAUGGCUAUGGUGAAGCAGGUGGUCCAGCUGAAGAAUGACGUCAACACCUUGCCCCCCUCUGAGUAUCUCAACGCUGUCAAAGUGACGGGUAUCACUCUCCGCAGCCUGAUUCAGAGUGUUGAUGAGAUCCUGCCCUCUCUGCACAGCUCUGUCACAACAGAGAUCGAGGGCACCAAGAAACUGCUGAACAAGGAUUUAGGGGAGCUGAUCAACAAGAUGCGACUGGCCCAGCAGAACGCCAUCACCUCGCUGAGGGAGGAGUGUCAGCGGCAGAUGUUGGCAGCCGCCCACACUCUGGCACUGGACUCCAAGAACUUGCUGGACGCUGUGGACCAGGCUCGAGUCCGGGCCAACGUUGCCAAGCCCAAGCCCGUCUCACAGGACGCAGAGGAUCAUGGGGAGUGAGGAGAGAGCUUUCUGGUUAUCGAAUGGACUUUUUUCAAGAUGUGUGGAAGGAGUCUUGGUUUUGACAACAUCUCUGUUCCUGUAAGAAUGUGCCUUGCAAUUGCGUUCAUGCUGUAGACGUCUUGAUAUUUGUAUUUUUUCCUGAAGAAUCGAUGACAUUAAGUUAAACAGAAUUCCUCAAAGCUGAAAGAAUCAAACAGCCACAAUGUAUAAAAGCAAUAAGGUUUACAGAGUUUUUCUUUUAUCAUUCAUCACUCUAUUUUUACUAUUAAAGACAGUGACAUUCUA